UUCUUCGUAUCACACACGGCCAUAAGUAAACCUCUCGCUUAAUCGCAUUCGCAGAGUGCGGCGACCGCCGAGUCUACUUUCCAAGUCGACCACCCAACAAGAUCUCGCUCUCUUCGCCUUGGGAACGGGAAGGUAGACCGAGACGAUCCUGGCUUUACUUCUGCGCUUCGAUCGCCUGCCAUUCUCCGUGGCACCCUUCGCCGUUUGAUUCGUGGAUCUGCGUUCCUUGCCUUUAAUCUCGAGCGCUACCCCUCCAAGGGUUCGGGGAUGGAGCGCCGCCUGCGAUCGAGUGUUUUGAUAACGUUGAUGUUCUCUCUGCUAUUGCACUGCCUCGGUGGAAAUCUGGUUGUCGCUGAGAACCGCCGACCGAAGAACGUCCAGGUCUCGCUCCGAGCGAAGUGGAGCGGGACUCCAUUAUUGUUGGAAGCGGGGGAGUUGCUCUCUAAGCAAAGCAAGGACCUUUUUUGGGAAUUCACUGAUCUUUGGUUAGAGCCAGAUAAAGGUUCAGAUUGUUUGACAGCUAGAUGCUGCAUACAAAAAAUUGUUGAUGAUAGUCGUACACUUCUGAGUGAAGCUUUGGGAUCAAUUUUUGAAUUCUCUUUCACUCUUCGAUCUGCAUCUCCUAGAAUAGUGCUUUACCGGCAGUUAGCAGAGGAUUCCUUCUCAUCUUAUCCUAUAGAUGAUGAAAUUAACUCAGCUUCUAUAACUGGAGAAAAACAAAUUCCUGAUGCAAACUAUUUUUUGAGCACUCCAAUCACAAGAAACCAUGGAGGACAUUGUUGCUGGGUGGACACUGGGAAUGCAUUACUGUUUAACACCAGUGAACUUCUUGUUUGGUUCAAAAACUCAUCAAAUGGACUCAAGGAGUACAUGGAGCAGAUUGAAAUUUUUGAAUUUGAUCAUGUCUAUCCGGGUUCAAACAGUGCCAGUCCAGUUGCCAUUUUAUAUGGAGCUAUUGGAACAGAAUGCUUCAGAGAAUUUCAUGUUUUGCUGGCAGAAGCAUCAAGACAGGGAAAAGUUAAGUACGUUGUUAGACCUGUGCUGCUUCCUGGAUGCCAAACAGCCAGUAGCUAUUGCGGUGCUGUUGGUUCUUCUGAUGCAGUAAAUUUGGCUGGUUAUGGAGUUGAACUUGCUUUGAAGAACAUGGAGUACAAAGCAAUGGAUGACAGUACUGUAAGAAAAGGUGUGAUACUCGAGGAUCCUAGGACUGAGGAUCUCAGCCAAGAAAUUCGUGGAUUUAUAUUUCAUAAAAUCCUGGAACGCAAACCAGAAUUGGCAACUGAGGUUAUGGCUUUUAGGGAAUAUUUAUUGUCAUCAACUGUGUCUGAAGCCUUGGAAGUUUGGGAACUUAAGGAUUUAGGUCACCAAACAGUACAAAGGAUUAUUCAUGCUUCUGACCCCUUGCAAUCAAUGCAAGAAAUCAAUCAAAAUUUCCCGAGUAUAGUCUCUUCAUUAUCUCGUAUGAAGCUUAAUGAGUCAAUCAAGGAUGAAGUACUAGCAAACCAGAGAAUGGUUCCCCCUGGAAAGUCUUUAAUGGCAUUGAAUGGUGCCUUGAUUAAUAUUGAAGAUAUUGAUCUAUAUCAGUUAAUGGAUCUUGUUCAACAAGAGUUAUCAUUCGCUGAUCAGUUCUCUAAACUAAAGCUUCCUUCGAGUGUGAUUCAGAAAUUAUUGUCAGCAACUCCACCUUCUGAAUCUAAUAUAUUUCGUGUUGACUUCCGAUCUGGAUAUGUGCACUACCUGAAUAAUCUAGAAGAGGAUGCAAUGUACAAUCGUUGGCGAAGCAACAUUAAUGAGAUAUUGAUGCCAGUCUUCCCUGGUCAGUUUCGUUACAUUCGAAAAAAUUUGUUCCAUGCUGUAUAUGUAUUUGAUCCUGCAACUAGCUGUGGUGCUGAGAUCAUCGACAUGGUUCUAUCUUUAUAUCAAAGCAGCAUUCCAAUGAGAUUUGGCAUUAUACUGUAUUCCUCGAAACUUGUCAAGGCUAUAAACAAAAAUGAUGGCCAUCUUCUUACAUCUCUGCACAAUGACAAGAGGGCAGAAGAUGUUUCAAGCUUUAUUAUACGCUUCUUCCUGUACGUUAAGGAGAACUACGACACUCAGUUGGCUUUUCAGUUUUUGAGCAGUGUUGGCAGGUUCUGGCAGGAUGAGGAUGUUCUGGGUGAAAAAACUGUUGGAGUGCAUGAUGUUGAAGGGGCAUUUGUUGAAACUCUCAUAUCAAAGACAAAGUCUCCUCAGGAUGUAUUAUUAAAGCUUGAAAAGGAGUCAACUUAUAAGGACGAGGUUGAAGGGAGCUCUAAUUUUGUUCUUAAACUGGGGUUGUCUAGCCUUGAAUGCUGCUUUUUGAUGAAUGGCCUUGUACAUGACGAAGUCAGUGAGGAAGCUUCUAUAAAUGCUAUGAAUGAAGAACUCCCCAGAAUUCAAGAACAAGUCUAUUAUGGGCAUAUUAACUCAAAAACAGAUGUCUUGGAGAAAUUUCUCUCUGAGAAUGCUUACCAACGCUAUAAUUUACAGAUACUAAACGAAGCUAAGGGUCAGAAAAGGUUUAUUUCACUAUUCUCAUCAUAUGCUGGGACAAAAGGAAUGCUUGAAGAUAUGAACUACUUGCACUCCCAUGGAUCUAUGGAUGAUUUGAAGCCUGUGACACAUCUUCUUGCCGUUAGCAUUACAUCAAGAACUGGGAUGGAAUUGCUGCAUGAAGGGAUAAAAUACUUGAUAGAAGGAUCUAAAAGGGCCCGGGUUGGCAUAUUGCUUUAUGGAGCCGAGUCUACUUAUUCACCUGCUUCUCUUUUUAUGAAAAUCUUUGACACAACUAUAUCCUUGUAUAGCUACAAGGCAAAAGUCUUAGACUUUUUAGAAGAACUGUGCUCGUUCUACGAGGGCAGAUAUAUGACAGUGCCUUUGCUGGAUUCUGAAAAUUUUGGCAUAUUUUCUGAUAUGGUUCAUGAAUUAGCUGAAAAAUUUGGUCUUCCUUUCGAUCACUAUAAUGCAACAUUUUCAGACUUUUCAGUGGCUGAAACAAAGAUGCAGAACGAGAAGGUCUCAGGUCUUUUGUGUGGGCAAUUAGGUCUUCAGUAUGGUUCUAAUGCUGUGAUUACAAAUGGAAGGAUAUUUAUUCUUAAAGAAGGGAGCCUCUUUCUGAGUGACGACUUGAGCCUUCUAGAGUCUGUAGAAUUUGAGAGAAGAACUAAAUACAUCUAUGAGAUUAUUGAGAAAGUGGAAUGGGUGGAUAUUGACCCUGAUUACCUAACUAGUAAAUUUUAUAGUGAUUUAAUCAUGUUAGUUUCCUCCUCACUGUCUACACGCGAGCAGAGUUCUGAGAGAGCACGCUUUGAAAUUUUGAAUGCAAAAUACAGUGCUGUCAAUCUGAACAAUGGAAAUUCCAGCAUACAUAUAGAUGCAGUUAUUGAUCCUCUAAGUCCCUCAGGACAGAAGCUUACUCCGCUUCUACAUGUACUGUGGAAAUGUGUUCGACCAAGCUUGAGAAUAAUUCUAAAUCCAAUUAGUUCUCUUGCAGACAUCCCUUUGAAGAACUACUAUCGGUUUGUAGUCCCUUCAUUGGAUGAUUUUAGUGCCGUUGAUUAUUCAGUAAAUGGUCCCAAAGCAUUCUUUUCUAAUAUGCCGAUGUCGAAAACCCUCACAAUGAACCUUGAUGUUCCUGAGCCAUGGCUUGUUGAGCCAGUUGUUGCCAUUCAUGACUUGGACAAUAUUCUGCUGGAAAACUUGGGUGAUUUGAGGACAUUACAGGCUGUGUUUGAACUUGAAGCUCUCAUUCUGACUGGCCAUUGUUCUGAAAAGGACCAUGAUCCACCUCGAGGGCUUCAGUUGAUACUUGGUACCAAGAGAGUGCCCCACUUGGUAGAUACACUCGUUAUGGCCAACUUAGGGUACUGGCAAAUGAAAGUUUCUCCUGGGGUAUGGUAUCUACAGCUUGCUCCUGGUCGAAGUGCAGACCUAUAUGUGCUGAAAGAAAAUGGAGAUGAAAGCUCAUCUGCACUACUUAUUACAAUAAAUGAUUUGAGGGGUAAAGUCGUACACUUGGGGGUAGCUAAGAAAAGAGGGAAGGAGCAUGAGGAGCUUUUGAGUGCUUCUGAUGAUCACAUGGAACAGAAGAGAAAAGAUGAUGAAAAUAAAUGGAAUGCAAAUAUAUUAAAAUGGGCAACUGGAUUUAUUGGCAGUGGUGGAUUACCAAGGAGGAAGGACGAGAUUAGACCUGAUCACAAGCAUGGUGGAAGACAAGGAGAAACAAUCAAUAUAUUCUCAGUUGCUUCAGGACAUCUGUAUGAGCGCUUCCUGAAGAUUAUGAUAUUGAGUGUUCUCAAGAACACUCAAAGACCAGUAAAAUUUUGGUUUAUUAAAAACUAUCUUUCUCCUCAAUUUAAGGAUGUCAUACCUCACAUGGCUCAAGAGUAUGGGUUCCAAUAUGAACUCAUCACGUACAAGUGGCCAACAUGGCUGCAUAAACAGAAAGAGAAGCAACGGAUUAUCUGGGCCUACAAAAUCUUAUUUCUUGAUGUUAUUUUUCCACUUUCACUUAAAAAGGUAAUUUUUGUGGAUGCAGAUCAAGUUGUAAGAGCAGAUAUGGGAGAUCUCUAUGACAUGGAUCUAAAAGGAAGACCUCUUGCAUAUACACCAUUUUGUGACAAUAACAAAGAGAUGGAUGGCUAUCGCUUCUGGAGACAAGGUUUUUGGAGGGACCAUUUACGUGGAAAACCUUAUCAUAUUAGUGCUUUAUAUGUUGUUGAUUUGAUGAAAUUGCGACAAACUGCUGCUGGAGAUACCCUAAGGGUUUACUAUGAAACUCUUAGCAAAGAUCCAAACAGUCUUUCUAAUCUUGACCAGGAUCUUCCAAACUAUGCCCAGCACACUGUGCCUAUAUUUUCUCUUCCCCAAGAAUGGCUUUGGUGUGAAUCUUGGUGCGGAAAUUCAACUAAGGCAAGAGCAAAGACCAUCGACCUCUGUAAUAAUCCAAUGACCAAAGAGCCAAAGCUACAGGGAGCUAAGAGGAUUGUUCCCGAGUGGGUUGAUUUGGAUGCGGAGGCGAGACUUGUGACUGCAAGAAUUUUAGGUGAAGAAGUUGAGUCAAGUGAAACCGUUACCCCGCCGUCGUCAUUGCCUGAUACUUCACAGAGCAAUCAUCAAAAAGAUGAGUUGUAAUUGGGUUGGUAAUGCUCUGUGAUUUGAUAGGAUAACCAGCAGGGGAACAUGCCCAUGAAUGAAGCAAUAGUAUUGAGAUCAACUAGAGUUGGAAACUGCAAGAACUAGUACUCGUCUCCUGCCAUUGAUUUACCACUCUGAUAUAUCUCGUAUUUAAUUAUUCUGUAGCUAAUUAAUCACAUCAGAAACUGUCCAUUAAGCCAUCAUAAAAAUUUUGACAUUGCCUUCAACCUCAAAGUCGAGGAUAUUGUAAAAGGUUGGUAUUCAAAUGAGAUUAUAUAUAUAUAUAUAUAUUUUGCAUUUUCAACAA
This is a messenger RNA of Zingiber officinale, 5461 nucleotides long. RefSeq names its product UDP-glucose:glycoprotein glucosyltransferase-like. The transcript is spliced from 36 exons. The record is from RefSeq and is a predicted model, not a curated record. Gene Ontology annotation, molecular function: UDP-glucose:glycoprotein glucosyltransferase activity. The coding region runs from base 268 to 5151 and encodes 1627 amino acids. NCBI's taxonomy places the organism in Eukaryota, Viridiplantae, Streptophyta, Magnoliopsida, Zingiberales, Zingiberaceae. Gene Ontology annotation, cellular component: endoplasmic reticulum.